Asterias rubens (European starfish) is the source of this 3716-nucleotide messenger RNA. RefSeq names its product dual oxidase maturation factor 1-like. Gene Ontology annotation, biological process: protein transport. The record is from RefSeq and is a predicted model, not a curated record. NCBI's taxonomy places the organism in Eukaryota, Metazoa, Echinodermata, Asteroidea, Forcipulatida, Asteriidae. Gene Ontology annotation, cellular component: endoplasmic reticulum membrane. The transcript is spliced from 9 exons. Bases 321 to 1541 code for a protein of 406 amino acids.
UAUAUGUAAAUGAAAUAAGCGGAAAAGGUUGCCUGCCUUGCGUAGUUAUGAAGUUUUCAGUGUGCGACGCCCAGUGAGCUUGUAAGUUUGAUAUUAGGUGUUGACUUUUUUUAGCAACCGGACCCAUCAAAACAAGGUAACAGAACUAUACGGACAGCUCAACAAGAUUUGCAAGUGUCGAGUGGAACACUUGCCAUUGGUUUUAAACGAGUUUGGGCUGUCGUUAUUGCAAAUAGACGGGGGUUUCGAUUUGAACUCAAGCUGCCAAGGGAAAGUAUUUCGACUGGUGUGAAGAGGUCAUAAAUCCCCGUCGACACAAGAUGGGAAUCCCGUACAGUGCCUUACGAGAAGGGGGAGCGCAAACGCAGUAUGGCCCAAAUAAAACAGCUGUGACGGCAGACGUGACUGAGGCAGGGUUUAUAUUUGCGUUCAUCAUCAUUGCACUGUCGUUCUUCAUUAUUCUGCCUGGUAUACGAGGCUCGCAGAGGCUUUAUUCGUUGAUACGUUUUGUGGUGGCAAUGUUCAUUGGAGCUGGAAUAUUGUUAUCAGCAUGGGGUCAGGAAUGGGAAGUUGCUGAGAUUCAUGACACUGAGACUGCAUACAAGGCCUUCUUUAAACAUGAGAUAACAGCUGACAUUGGGGUCAAAAUUGGUCUCAAUAGUGUCAACAUUACCCUCAAAGCUUCUAACGGGUCUGUUGAAGAGCAUCCCGAAGAGAUUAUCAACUACAACGAAAGGUUCCACUUCUAUGGAUCACAGGGACGCAUUGGGUUCGGGCGAUUCUCUGGACGUAUCAAUCGUGAGUUCCGUGAAGCCCAGUGGAAGGGCGCUCCCUAUCCGAUUCUGUGGAUCGCUGAAUACUUUACUCUUGAUGGAGAAGACAUCCGCUGGGGCCGCUCCUACCGUACCGCUGGCUACUACGCUUGGAUAUUGGUAUGGACUGCCUUCCCACUGUGGAUUUUGGCCAUGGCGCUGAGCUUCAUGGUGCUACGUUACUGCGGCUAUUUCCUGAUGAUGACCGGGGGAUGUUUGUGGUUGGGUAACGUCUUGUGGGCCUCUGUUCGCUUUGGAUCCACCGCUCUUGUCAUACCGUUCAAUGAAGACAAGAAGCUGACAUUCACCUAUGGUACUACCUUCUAUCUUUGCCUUGUGGCAGGUCUGGUGUCUGUUGUCAGUGGUUUCAUUGUGUUCGUCAUGGACAUUCGCUUUCCGAAUGUGUUAUCCACUUUCUUCAAUAUUGACCCUCUGGCCGAUUACGAAGAGACCUUUGUGUACGACAAAAACACUGGUGGUGCUAGCAACGGGGCCUCCAAUGGCCACGGCUCCAACAAUGAAUCGAUGUUGACAAGUAAAGCCGUGUACCGCCAACGAGCGCAGUCCCGCUUUGCUGUAACCAGGCGCAGACCUCGCACCUCCCUGCUGGAAGAGUCCGCUACCACCGAUGACAAUGUACUGCAUGGAGAAAGGUCUCAGCCCUCCGCAAAAUCACCUCCAAGCGAAGGUAUACGCCUCACGGAGAUCAAACCCGAAACAACCAACUAGGAGUGAAUGGAGGCGACGUGCAGAUGACUGGUAUGGACAACCCUGUGGAAAUUAUUGCAUAAGAAGCCUAGACUUUCAACUUUACAUUUUAGGUUUUUAACAAAUCAGUGCUGUAAAAGUUAUAUAGGAGACCAUAUUGAGAAAGCACUUCAUCGGUGUCCAACUGUCGCAUCUAAAACUGCCGCCCUUGUAGUCCCCCUUUGUAAAGGCAAACUAGCUAAGAAUUUGUUUAGUAGGCGUGUUUCUGUAAGUAAAAUCUUUUCUUUUUUAUGUUUUUGUUUUAAAGCUUGUACACAAUAGUUCUAUCUUUUUAACAUUUUUAAGUACAUUUUUCAAUUUCUGAUUUGCGAGUCUGUAUAUCAUUUGUGGAAUCUAUUGUAGCACAUCAUACUAAGCUGUUGGGUAGAUAAUUUUUGCUAAAUACGAUUACAUGUAUUUGCUAAUCAGACAGUCAAUGUUGAACCCGCCUGUAGCGAUACAACACAUGACUGUACGGCUGGUCUGUUUUGCUAAGCAUGGAGUGUCUUUGUUUAACAAUGUUAUGUGCUUAAGCAGUUCUAUUAUUAUGACAUUGCCCAGUAACUUUUACAGCUUGUUACUGUGUUCAUGUGUCUAGGUAUAAAUCAUAGCUACUUCAAUUAUAUAUACUGAAGUGUUUGUCAUCAAAAAAAACGAUUAAAAAGUGACUCAAGUUUAAAUUAGAUACUGAAAGUACUUAAUAUUGGUAUUAGGCCUUGAUUCUAGGUAGCAUGUAGAAAUAUUGAUAGAACUGGUAUUUGUGAAACAUGUGUAUGGGGCAGGGCGGUGGAUAAUGUUGGUCUCCUACAAGUCGCAUUGUUUGUGACGAAGCAAAGAACAGAACUUUUGGCACUGCUCAUUUUAUGAUCCAAAUACUAAAAAAGGGGCGCAGAAAAGUAGUGCACGUGGUUGACUAGAUAACUAAAAUCAAAGUGUUAUGCAAAAUUUUAAAUGGAAUUGUGAAAUUUGGUUAUGUUCACUCUGCUUUAAAUUCUUCGUGUCCUUCGCACUGUUUGUGGUGUACAGCAGCAGUUGCAUUGGUUUCCUAGGUCAAUAGUAGGCUUCUAUUUGUUUUAAAAUAUCAAUUUUUAUCUCGUUAACUAGCUAACAUUACUGAUAUUAAUUUACUUUUAUACAUCGAAGAAUUAAAAUAUAUUUUCGGUAGUUCCUUUAUAAACUUGUUUAUUUGAAGUUACAAGUUAAAGACUGCUCCUAGUGUUUAACCAAUCUUCUGCAUGCUAUAUAUGUAUUUUGUAGUAUUCUUUACGAGUGGUUACAGUUAUGAAACUUGUGAUUUUAUAUCCAAACGCUGAAAAUGUCAAAAUGCUUGGAUUAAUAUAUUCGAUGUAAAUUGCGGCAAUUUUUGUCACAAGGUUGAAAGAUUCAAUCAUCUAUUGAGUCAAAAUUAUGUAAAUUGACCCCAUAAGUUUUGCUAUUCUGAUUUAUUAUUUGUAAAAUAAAGAUUAUGAUAGUUUGUUCUUUGUAAAUUGACAGACAGAGGUUGAGUUACUUGCUACUCAACCCAUCAAGGCAACCUGGUUCCACACACCCCCCCCCCCCCUUAACGCACCAUUGGAAUUCAAUGCAUACUCACUCUCAAUUGCUGCCAUAUUCUGCCUGCCUAUUAGUAUGCUUAUGUCUGAACAUACAUGGGACGUAGGCCUACGUAAAGUCAAAUUUGAAUAACAAGAGCACCCAUGGUUCCCUGCACAAUAACUCUAAGAAAUGCAAACUCUAUGAAUGCACACUCGACAUUUCGAACGCACUGACGACUAUGGUGGUCUUGCCGGUGUAUGAGUAACUACAGGUGACUAAACACUCUCCUAUUUUGGGGGUCAAUUUUCUUGGUGUACUACAAGCUAAAAACUUCGAACCAUAGAACAAUUUAAACAAUAAACUUUAGACGUGAUGCAAAAAAAAGACCAAAUACAGGUACAUGUAUAUAUUUUCUCGUUUUUUUUCUGACAUGUGAUUUUUUAAAUGUUUUGUAAAGAUUGCUGAUGGUUGAAGAAAGUAUACGUGUGUAUACUUCACGCAGUCCCGUAUGGAUGUACAUUACUGUAGUAACUUUUAGGUGCCGUUAUCUUCUAUUUGCACAAUCUUUUAUUGGAUUAAUCGGAUUAUGAAAUAAAUAUGCAGAUGGAUUUAUAUUUUACA